This is a messenger RNA of Pyrgilauda ruficollis (rufous-necked snowfinch), 1145 nucleotides long. RefSeq names its product gastrula zinc finger protein XlCGF49.1-like. NCBI's taxonomy places the organism in Eukaryota, Metazoa, Chordata, Aves, Passeriformes, Passeridae. Gene Ontology annotation, biological process: regulation of transcription by RNA polymerase II. The record is from RefSeq and is a predicted model, not a curated record. Gene Ontology annotation, molecular function: RNA polymerase II cis-regulatory region sequence-specific DNA binding; DNA-binding transcription factor activity, RNA polymerase II-specific.
AUGAUACACGACAGCCAGGCAGCAAAGACCCCUCAUUGCUUCAUCCAGAAAUCCACUCUGGUGGUCCAUGAGCAGCUUCAUGCUGGGGAGAAGCCCUACAUCUGCUUGGAACAUGGGAAGAGCUUCAGCCACACCUCCCACCUCUUCAUCCACUACCAAGUACACAUGGGGAAAUGGCCCUGCAAGUGCUUGGGAUGUGGGAAGAGCUUCAACUGCAGCUCCCAGCUCAUCCCCCACAUGCGCCAGGACAUGUGGGAAUGGCCCUACAAGUGUGGGGAAUGUGGGAAGAGCUUCAGCCUGAGCUCAGUCAUAGUCCAGCACCAGAAGAUCCUCUUGGGAGAACGACCCUACAAAUGCUUCAAGUGUGGGAAGAGCUUCUGCCAUAGAUCCAGCCUGAUCAGCCACAAGAAGACCCACAGUGAGGAAUGGCCCUACGAGUGUCCCAAGUGUGGGAGGGUUCGGACCAGGUCAAAUCUCCUCCUGCAUCAGCAAACACGCACAGAGGAGAGGCCCUUCUGCUGCUCUGACUGCAGGAAGGGCUUCAAGCACAACUCCACCCUCACCACCCACUGGCACACCGGGGAGAGGCCCUACAAGUGUCCUGAAUGUGGGAAGGGCUUCUAUCAGAGCUCUGUGCUGCUCCAACUCCAUCCCCCAUGGGAGGAUCUGCACUGGAUGAUCCCCAGUGACCCCAGUUGGGCAGAGCCCUGGUGACCCCUAUUCUGGGUGAACUCUUUUGAGAAGACACGUGGCUGUUGGUCUCCACAUCCUCCUGUUCCCUGUGGGCACCUGAGUGAAGGCAGGGGCAGGAACAUCCAUUGGGACUCAGAAUGACAUCAGGAAUUCAUUGGGGAGAGUGGAUUUGUUGACUUUCAACCCUAAAAGUCUCAGCUCUUCCGUCCAAUCCUUUUUUCCUGUGGCAUCAAGCAAUGUUGGAUGGUCUAUGAAGUCCUUUCCAGCCUCAGUGGUUCCAUUAUUCUGAUUUUCUAUGGCCCACAGAUGUCUUCCACAGCCAAAUGGUGAUGGAUUUGGGCAAAGAACAAGAUUUGGGAUGGAAACCCCUCCAGCAAAGGCUCUUCCCUGCACUGAACCCAACCCUACAGAUGCUCUUAUGAUGCUGACAAGUAAUUCCUUUUUUUGAGCUU